AUGCCUCAGUCGCACACACAGACACAGACAUGCUGGGCUGGAACGAGGAAGUGCAGUGGAGAGGGGAGGGACCGAGGGCAGAGUUCCAUGGGGCUGCCGCGGCGCUGCGAACUUCUGCACAUGGAGCCGGGGAGAGCUGGAAGAACUUCAUAUUGCAAACUCAAGGAAUAGCAGAGUACCUGCACCGAAUGGAGACCGAGCAGGCCCAGGACAUGUCCCACAUGCCAGGCAGGGACAGUCCACCCGCCAACGACGGGUCUGAAGAGACGGACGAGCCCAUGGCCGUCCCUGAGGACCUGUCGGCCAGCUCGGGCCUGAACAACCAGAACAACCGGGGGGAGAAAGCCUGUAACAUUAAAGUUGAGGCGCGCAGUGACGAGGAGAACGGGCUCGCCUGUGACGUCAAUGGCGAGGAGGAGUGUGCGGAAGACUUGCGCGUGCUCGGGGCCUCAGCGGCCCGGGCCAACGGCUCCCAGGCGGGCCCCGACUCCAAGGGCUACACGUCGGCCGGGGGCAUCCGCCUGCCCAACGGGAAGCUCAAGUGUGAUAUCUGUGGGAUAGUUUGCAUUGGCCCCAAUGUGCUGAUGGUGCACAAGCGCAGCCACACUGGAGAGCGUCCGUUCCAGUGUAACCAGUGCGGUGCGUCGUUCACCCAGAAGGGGAACCUGCUGCGGCACAUCAAGCUGCACUCGGGGGAGAAGCCCUUCAAGUGCCACCUGUGUAACUACGCCUGCCGCCGGCGGGACGCGCUCACCGGACACCUACGCACGCACUCUGUCGGAAAGCCCCACAAGUGUGCGUACUGUGGGCGGAGCUACAAGCAGCGCAGCUCCCUGGAGGAGCAUAAGGAGCGAUGUCAUCACUACUUGCAGUGCAUGGGGCUCCAGAACAGCCUCUACACAGUAGUAAAGGAAGAAAGCAACCAGAAUGAGCAGAGGGAAGACUUAAGCCAAACCGGAUCCGAGAGAGCUCUGGUGCUAGACAGACUAGCUAAUAAUGUAGCUAAACGUGAGAAGCGUCUGUCGGAGCUGUCCUUCGAGGGCGGGGCCGUGGAGAUGAUCCAACCCCACGUCAUGGACCAGGCCAUCAACAGCGCCAUCAGCUACCUGGGGGCGGAGUCUCUGCGGCCGCUGGUGCAGACCUCGCCGGCCUCCCCUCCGGGGGGGGGCGGCGACACGGCGCUGACCUCCAUGUACGCCUCGCUGCACGCCAAGCUCCCCCCGCCGCCCAACCCCGACGGCGGCGGCGACGGCGGCGGCGCGGGCAACGGCCUGUCGUCCAAGGACAGCGCGGCCGAGAACCUGCUGCUGCUCUCCAAGUCCAAGUCGUCCAGCGAGAAGGACGGCUCGGCCAGCCCCCCCAGCGGGCGGGACUCCACCGACUCGGAGAGCAACAACGAGGAGCCGCGCUCCGCCGGCCGCGGCGGGGGAGGGGGCGGAGCCGGGGCCGGGCCGGGCCUCAUCUACCUGGCCAACCACAUGGCGUCGGGGGGGCUGCGCAACGGCGUGCUGCCCCUGGUGAAGGAGGAGCAGCAGAGGCAGCUGGCGGACGCCAUCCGGGCCGGCGUGGAGCUGGCCUCGGAGGGCUUCAAGGUGGUGACGGGCGACGGGGAGCAGGUGCGGGCGUACCGCUGCCAGCACUGCCGCGUGCUCUUCCUGGACCACGUCAUGUACACCAUCCACAUGGGCUGCCACGGCUUCAGGGACCCCUUCGAGUGCAACCUGUGCGGCCACCGCAGCCAGGACCGCUACGAGUUCUCCUCCCACAUGACCCGGGGGGAACACCGCUACUGAGGGGGGGGGGGGGGGGGG
Gadus macrocephalus (Pacific cod) is the source of this 1811-nucleotide messenger RNA. RefSeq names its product IKAROS family zinc finger 1 (Ikaros) (gene ikzf1). Gene Ontology annotation, molecular function: RNA polymerase II cis-regulatory region sequence-specific DNA binding; DNA-binding transcription factor activity. NCBI's taxonomy places the organism in Eukaryota, Metazoa, Chordata, Actinopteri, Gadiformes, Gadidae. Gene Ontology annotation, biological process: regulation of transcription by RNA polymerase II. The record is from RefSeq and is a predicted model, not a curated record.